AUGGUGGAGGCGGCGCCCGCGGGGCCCGGGCCGCUGCGGAGGACCUUCCUGGUGCCCGAGAUCAAGUCGCUGGACCAGUACGACUUCUCGCGGGCCAAGGCGGCGGCGAGCCUGGCGUGGGUGCUGCGGGCCGCGUUCGGGGGCGCAGAGCACGUGCCCCCGGAGCUGUGGGAGCCCUUCUACACUGACCAGUACGCACAGGAGCACGUGAAGCCCCCGGUCACCCGCCUGCUGCUCUCCGCUGAGCUCUACUGCCGGGCCUGGCGCCAGGCACUGCCGCAGCUUGAGGCCCCUCCCAACCCCUCCGCGCUGCUGGCCCUGCUGUCUCGGAGGGGCACGGUGCCCUCGCUACCCGAUCGCCCUGUGCGCGAGGCCGACCUGAGACAACAGCCCAUUCUCAUGGGAGCCCACUUGGCCGUCAUCGAUGCCCUCAUGGUGGCCUUCGCCUUUGAGUGGACAAAGACGCUGCCGGGUCCCUUGGCUCUGCCCAACUUGGAGCACAAGUUGCUUUUCUGGGUGGAAACGAACGUCCGGGGGCUGCAGGAGAAGACAGAGCAGGAAGCUGCACAGCGGGUGUCUCCCGCCGCCCCUGCCGACGGGGCGGCCCCUGCGCAGCCUUCGUGUCCCACACGCUGGUACUGGAAGCUGGUUCCUCACGCAAUUGCCUUCUGUUUGAAGGAGUCGGGGAGCAAACCCCCCAUGAUCCGCUACCGCAAGGACCGGGCUACGGCCCGCCGCGCCCCCUGCUUCCCAUCCGUGACCACCGUCCAGGAUCUGGCCAGUGGAGCUGCGCUGGCCGCCACCAUCCACUGCUAUUGUCCUCAGCUCUUACGUCUUGAGGAGGUUUGCCUCAAGGACCCCAUGUCCGUGGCCGACAGCCUGUACAACCUCCAGCUGGUGCAGGAUUUCUGCGCCUCUCGCCUUCCCCGUGGCUGCCCGCUGUCCCUCGAGGACUUGCUUUAUGUCCCUCCGCCGCUCAAGGUCAACCUGGUGGUGCUGCUGGCUGAGAUGUUCAUGUGCUUCGAGGUGCUGAAACCCGACUUCGUGCAGGCCAAGGACUUACCGGAUGGGCACGCCGCCUCCCCCCGGGGCACCGAGGCCUCCCCGUCCCAGAACAACAGCGGCAGCAGUUCCCCUGUCUUCAACUUCCGGCACCCGCUCCUGUCCCCUGGCGGCUCCCAGUCCCCGCUUCGGGGAUCGACAGGCUCCCUGAAGUCCUCCCCGUCCAUGUCUCACAUGGAGGCCCUGGGCAAGGCCUGGAAUCGGCAGCUCAGCCGGCCCCUCUCCCAGGCUGUGUCGUUCAGCACCCCCUUUGGCCUGGACAGCGACGUGGAUGUCGUCAUGGGAGACCCCGUUCUGCUGCGCUCCGUCAGCUCAGACAGUCUGGGCCCCCCGCGGCCUGUGCCGGCGGCUCGGACCCCCGUCCAGCCGACCCCGGAGCCUGGCGAUCUGCCCACCAUCGAGGAAGCCCUGCAGAUCAUCCACAGUGCCGAGCCCCGGCUGCUCCCGGAUGGCGCCGCGGAUGGCAGCUUCUACCUCCACUCCCCCGAGGGCCCCUCGAAACCGCCGCUGUCCUCCUCCUACCCACCUAUGGGGGCCUCGAAACUACUGUCUGAUGGGCUUCCCAAAGCGCCUGUUUAUGUGUCCCACCCCGAGGUCCCCUCAAAAUCAUCCCCUUGCCCAGCAGGGGAGGAAUUGAAGCCACCAGCCCCAGCUGAGGGGUCCCCGAAGGCAGUGGCUUUGUCCCCUGCAGCCACCAACUCAGAAGUAAAGAUGACCAGUUUCGCCGAGCGCAAGAAACAGCUCGUGAAGGCCGAGGUGGAGGUUGGAGUAGCAUCCCCCACGGCUACUCCAGUAGCACCCGAGGCCCUGAGCUCAGAGAUGAGCGAACUAGGAGCUCGGCUGGAGGAGAAACGCCGGGCCAUAGAGGCCCAGAAGCGUCGCAUCGAAGCCAUCUUUGCCAAACACCGCCAGCGUCUGGGCAAGAACGCUUUCCUGCAGGUGCAGCCGCGGGAGGCAGCGGGGGAGGCGGAGGCGGAGCCGGGGCCGGGCUCAGCCCCUGCAGGGGAGCGGCCGGCAGGCGAGGGCCAGGGCGAGCCCUCCUCGCGGCCCAAGUCAGUGACCUUCUCUGCCGAGCUGGGCCCGGUGCCCCCCGAGGGGCUCGGGGACUACAACCGAGCAGUCAGCAAGCUGAGUGCCGCACUGAGCUCGCUGCAGCGGGACAUGCAGAGGCUCACGGACCAGCAGCAGCGCCUUCUGGCCCCGCCGGAAGCCUCCGGACCUGCCCCACCACCCGCUGCCUGGGUCAUCCCCGGUCCCAUGGCCGGGCCCAAAGCCGUGUCCCCCAGCCCUGCCCGGCGAGCCCCAGCCCCCCGGCGCAGCCCCGGCCCCGGCCCCGGCCCCGGCCCCGGCCCCAACCCGACAUCUCGAAGCCCGAAACACGCACGGCCGGCAGAGCUGCGCCUGGCCCCCCUGACCAGGGUGCUCACGCCCCCCAACGAUGUAGACAGUCUCCCCCACCUGCGCAAGUUCUCGCCGAGCCAGGUUCCUGUGCAGACGCGCUCCUCCAUCCUCCUGUCGGAGGGGACGCCGCCCGAGGAGCCCACACCCCGGCCCGGCCUCAUUGAGAUCCCCUUGGCCAGCCUGGGCGAGCCUGCUGCAGAGGAUGAGAGAGACGGGAGCCCUCCCGGGGCUGAGGAUUCCUUAGAGGAGGAGGCCUUGUCCGAGGGAGAGCCCCGGACUGGGCUCGGAUUCUUCUUUAAGGACGAAGACAAGCCCGAGGAUGAGAUGGCCCAGAAGCGGGCCAGUCUGCUGGAGCGGCAGCAGCGGCGGGCAGAGGAGGCCCGGAAGCGUCGGCAGUGGCAGGAGGCCGAGAAGGAGCAGCGGAGAGAGGAGCCUGUGAGGCUGGUGCACGAGGAGCCCACCGCAGCACCCCCAGCCCCCGCGUCAGCUCCCCUGGCGGUGGCCCCAGCCCCUGCCACUCGGGUCCCUGCUGAGGAGGAGGGGGGGCCCCGGCGAGGGGAGUUCACGCGGCUCGAGUACGAGCGCCGGGCCCAGCUGAAGCUCAUGGACGACCUGGAUAAGGUGCUGCGGCCCCGGGCCCCGGGGGCCGGGGGCCCAGGUCGGGGCGGGCGGAGGGGCCCCCGGCCUCGCUCUGGCUGCUGCGACGACUCGGCUCUGGCCCGAAGCCCUGCGCGUGGCCUGCUGGGCUCACGGCUCAGCAAGGUCUACUCCCAGUCCACCCUGUCUCUGUCCACCGUGGCCAACGAGCUGCCCAACAACCUCGGCGUGAAGAGGCCCACGUCUCGGGCCCCCUCCCCGUCGGGCCUCAUGUCCCCGAGCCGCCUGCCGGGCAGCCGAGAGCAAGACUGGGAGAACGGCAGCAACGCCUCCUCGCCGGCCUCGGUGCCCGAGUACACAGGUCCGAGACUGUACAAGGAGCCCAGUGCGAAGUCCAACAAGUUCAUCAUCCACAACGCCCUGUCACACUGCUGCCUGGCGGGCAAGGUGAAUGAGCCGCAGAAGAACCGCGUCCUGGAGGAGAUCGAAAAGAGCAAGGCCAACCACUUCCUGAUCCUCUUCCGGGACUCCAGCUGCCAGUUCCGGGCACUUUACACAUUGUCAGGGGAGACGGAGGAGCUGUCCAGGCUGGCGGGCUACGGCCCGCGGACUGUCACCCCCACCAUGGUCGAAGGCAUCUACAAGUACAACUCGGACCGCAAGCGCUUCACCCAGAUCCCGGCCAAAACCAUGUCCAUGAGCGUCGAUGCCUUCACCAUCCAGGGACACCUCUGGCAGAGCAGGAAGCCCACCACUCCCAAGAAGGGGGGCGGCACCCCCAAAUAGGCCUCCCAGGGGUCGGUCAGUCCUGGGUCCUGGCUGUCUCCAGCCUUGCACGGGUGGGGCUGAGUCCCCGCCCCUAACCUUGAGUCUGGUCCUGCUGUGGGGGCCGAGCUGGGAGCUUCAGGGACUCAGGGCUCAGCUUGGUCCCCUUGUCUGCCCUCCCCACCUUCUGGAAUAAAAUAAUUUAAACAGCAGUGGAGCUGGGCCACCUCCAGGGCUGGCUGGAAUUUGGUCCGUCUCCUCUGCCACCUCGA
Messenger RNA from Heterocephalus glaber (naked mole-rat), 4097 nucleotides. It is a transcript of the gene Camsap3, whose product is annotated as calmodulin regulated spectrin associated protein family member 3. The record is from RefSeq and is a predicted model, not a curated record. Gene Ontology annotation, cellular component: microtubule minus-end. NCBI's taxonomy places the organism in Eukaryota, Metazoa, Chordata, Mammalia, Rodentia, Bathyergidae. Gene Ontology annotation, biological process: cytoplasmic microtubule organization; negative regulation of microtubule depolymerization; neuron projection development. Gene Ontology annotation, molecular function: calmodulin binding; microtubule minus-end binding; spectrin binding.